CUUGAUGAGCGUAUGAUUGCGUUGGGAAUUGACAUGGUAAGAGCUCUACACACAGAAAUAGCCUUUCAGAACUCAAGUAAAGAUUGCCAGAACGUACCACAGAUUGUUUUGAAUCUGAAAAGAGAAGUCCUUCUUUUUCGAAAGAGCUAA
Molecule: messenger RNA, 150 nt
Organism: Serpula lacrymans var. lacrymans S7.9
Lineage: Eukaryota; Fungi; Basidiomycota; Agaricomycetes; Boletales; Serpulaceae
Exons: 1
Source: RefSeq, a predicted model, not a curated record